Molecule: messenger RNA, 694 nt
Organism: Centropristis striata (black sea bass)
Lineage: Eukaryota; Metazoa; Chordata; Actinopteri; Perciformes; Serranidae
Gene: ucn1
Product: urotensin 1
Exons: 1
Coding region: 1-465 (154 amino acids)
Cellular component (GO): extracellular region
Molecular function (GO): hormone activity
Source: RefSeq, a predicted model, not a curated record
AUGAAGCCGGUCCCCCUACUCCUGCUCCUCUCCUCGGUCCUCCUCUCGUCGCACCUCCGCCCCGCCGCCGGCAGACCGCGCAUCCUCCCCGGCUGGCUGGAUGGCAGCGGCCGCCUCCAGACGCAGCAACUGGACGAAGUGCUCCUCAGAGCGGCGGCCGCCGGGGACAGCAGCGCCUCGGACCUGCUGGGCGACCACCUCCUGAGGUUCCUGCAGAAGAGGAACCCGGACCCUCUGCACCUGCUCUCACCUGCAGGGGAGAGCGAGGAGCAGCGGCACGCGGAGGAGGAGGAGGAGCAGGCGGUGAGGACGGCGGUGCAGCUGUUGAAACGCAGCGAAGAGCCGCCGCUGUCCAUCGACCUCACCUUCCACCUGCUGAGGAAUAUGAUCCAGAUGGCCAAGAUGGAGAGCCAGAGGGAGCAGGCUCAGCUCAACCGCAAAGUCCUCGACGAGGUCGGGAAGUAAAGCUCUAUUUUUUUUAAAUGCCUCAUUAAAACAGCCAGAGAGCUGUCCCAAGUAUUCAAGACCUCUGACAUUAGUUGUUGUUUGUGCGCCUGCCUUCCUCUCCGCGUCAUUUUACGCACAGAUGGUGCCAUUUUACGCAUCGCAGCAUCCGCGAGUAACAUGUAAAUUCUCAAGCGUUUAUUUAAAGACUCUGUUGGAAAAGGUGGAAACGGACCUCUCAGACCCCCCC